AUGUUAGUAAAAUGGUUUAUAUUGUGCCUGGUAGCCAUGCCGGUCAGCCUCACAACUGGCAAUGAACGGAAAUGUCCGAUAGAAUGUACUUGCAGUAUAGAUGAAUUUAAACGUUUUCAAACCAUCUGCACCAAAGGUGGCCUCACAAGAUUUCCAGCCGAAAGCAUAGACGGUGAUGUACAAGUCAUUAUCAUACAAGGCCCACGGAAUUCUGUAACAACUGGGAAUUUUCUAAGGAAUUUUCUUAAACUAGAAAUAGUACGCAUCACAGACUCAAAUGUACCGGCCAUAGGGCCGGAAUGUUUGUGGGGUCUGCAGCAUUUAAAAAUUUUAGAUUUUUCCAAGAAUAAUAUUUCACUUGUUCAGCAAAGAGAUUUUCGGGGACAAAAUAAUUUGCUGGAAUUGGAUUUAUCGAAAAAUAAAAUUAUAAAAAUGGCCAGUUCGGUAUUUUGUAAUUUAACGGAAUUAAGACGCUUAAAUUUGGCCGACAACUCUAUAGGAGAGUUAGUGCAGCGCAUAUUCUUUAUGAUGAGCAAAUUGAAAUAUUUGGAUUUAAGUGGAAAUCCCCUGCAGGAAUUGCCACCAGAUGUCUUUCGCGAUGUUUCGCAACUGAAAGUAUUCAAAUGUCGCAACUGUCAGUUAAAGAAAAUCAAUCCACAAUUGUACAAUUUAUUACCAUCGCUAAGUGAACUCGAUUUGGGAAGAAAUGAGUUUAAAUUUCUUGACAAGGAUGAAUAUCGUGAUGUCAAGCAUUUAAGAAAAGUUCUAUUAGAUGGCAAUCAAUUGCCUGUUGUUGUCGAUGAACUAUUUCGCAUGCAAAAAAGUCUUGAACAUUUAGAUUUGUCCUACAAUCGUUUGGCUAAAGUUCCCAACGAUUCAUUUUUACAUUUGACUAAUUUGACUUUUCUGGAUUUGUCAUAUAACAAAUUGGUGCGUUUAGAACCGCAGUCUAUGAGGCGUCUUGGCAAUUUACGAACUUUAAAUAUAAGUGGCAACAUACAUAUGGAUCUUCAUGAAAUACGAGACACUUUUGAACUUUUGCCACACCUGACACAUCUUUCUAUUGCUGAUAUGGGAAUAUUGCCUGUCGGUUUGUUAGUGCCAUUCAAACAUUUGCGUUAUUUGAAUAUUUCCGGUAAUCACUUGGAUAUCAUGUCCUUACAAGUCAUUGAGCCCUGCCAGGAGCUAGAGUUUCUUGAUCUGUCUAGAAAUCAAUUGCAUGGCAUUAACGCUGACAUUGUUUUACGUAUGCAGGCGAUACGCAAUGUACGAUUGGACAAUAAUCCGCUUAUAUGUGACGAGUGUCACAUGGGAAAAUUAAUUGAUGUUGUACGGCAGCUGCAGUGGAAAUGGGAAACAUAUCCAAUUUGUUUCUUACCCAAGACUCUCAGGGGUGCUGAAAUAACCGAUUUGGAUGCAAAUGGCUUAGAUCGUUGUUUGGAUUAUAUAACAGACGAGGAACAAAAUGCAGCCAGUACAUCACAUGCUAAUUUUCUGGAGAGAGGUGGCCUUAAUACCCUGGCAAUUUUGGGUGGCAUUAUUUUCGUUUUAAUUGCCAUUAUAAUCAUUUCCGUUGCCAUUUGCUAUUCGAAACAUCGGGCACGUUAUUAUACGCGAGAGGAUCAUCUUAAUGGCAGUGAGGACAAAUGUUUGGAAAAGAAUUUAGAAACGACCACAAUUACUGCCCAAGGAAAUGGUAAAACAAAUGCAAAGUUAGCAUCACCCACAAAUGGCAGCAGUAACAAUACAAAAACACCCUACUCCAGCGGCAAUGGAGUAGAAGCCAUGACAGCGGAACCCUUAAAUCCCAGCAAUGGCCGCAGUACCAGCGAAAUCAAUUUUAAAUUUCCCAUAGAUGAUCGUGUGUGUACUAUUGAUGAGUUGGUGGUGGUACCGCCAGCACCACCACCUCCCACAAAACAACAACCUGGAGCACAAGUCCUGGAUAUGAAUAUUGGCCAUCUGCGCUUCUCACAAUCACCGCUUAAUUGUGGUAGUACAACGGCCAGAGCGGCGGUAGCUGCUGCCGCUACUGUCAUACCGCCAGGGGCACCAUCUGCCGGAGCAUCAACCAUGAUUACAACGCCAAUGACACCAUCACAUACAACAACAACGACACUGCCACCAGAGGCUAUAGUGGUAGUGCUGCCACCACCGCCCUCAAACGAACAACUUUAUUCUCAACAACAGCAGCAGCAACACCAACAACAGUUGUUGCACUUAACCACACUUGAACCAUUGGUAAGCGUUAACUGACCUCAGGGUAUUAUGGGUCACACGAUAAGAAUGUCACAUUUGGACGAAUAUCAACAACAAAAACAACACCAACACCAGCAAAAUACCACAAAUACAUAGAUAAUAACAGCAACAACAAAACUAUAAUAACAACAAUUAUUGUACCAGAACAUAUGUAUGUGUAAAUAUAUUAUUUAUAUAUAAACAAAAGACUAUUUAUAUGGUUAUAAAUUUGUACAUAAUGAAGAAAACUCUUUGUAAAUUUGUGUGUAUACUUUU
Calliphora vicina (urban bluebottle blowfly) is the source of this 2514-nucleotide messenger RNA. RefSeq names its product reduced ocelli (gene rdo). The record is from RefSeq and is a predicted model, not a curated record. The coding region runs from base 1 to 2256 and encodes 751 amino acids. Lineage: Eukaryota; Metazoa; Arthropoda; Insecta; Diptera; Calliphoridae. Gene Ontology annotation, molecular function: protein binding. The transcript has 12 exons.